CGAAGCCUUUUGCUUGUCUCGUCAAACAUCACUUUAUCUUUCUGUGCACCUGAGCUUUGUGUUGCGAGUAGACAUCAUCAUGGAAGGUUUGUCGAUUUUCCUGUUCAGUUCCAACACGAUCUAUCUAUUGGUGACUUGUUUCGUGGUCACACUGAUCAUGCUGCUCUCGGAGAUUCAGCAAAAAGUGAACGCUGAAAGUGAUAAAAUGAAAUCAGUGAAAUCGCUCAUUUUUGGACAGUGGUGGCCAGUGAUUUCGGCGGUUGAUCAAAACAACAACAACAACAACAUGUUGGUGAAAACAUCCAGGAAGGCUCCCGGGCCGAAGAGUUUCCCGAUUAUCGGAAACCUUAAGGAGCUGGAUGGCUAUGAAGUUCCAUACCAAGCAUUCAGUGCUUUGGCGAAGAAAUUUGGCUCGGUUGUUAGUCUGAAGCUGGGCUAUGUGGACGCAGUGGUGGUCAAUGGUAUUGACAACAUCAAGGAAGUGUUAAUCAACAAGGGCCAGCAUUUUGAUAGUAGACCCAACUUCCGCCGCUACCAACUGUUGUUCUCUGGGAAUAAGGAAAAUUCUCUCGCAUUUUGUGACUGGUCGGAAACCCAGAAAGCACGCCGCGAUAUGCUCGUUCCGCAUACCUUCCCACGAAACUUCUCCAGCCGUUUCGAUGUGCUGAAUAAUCUGGUCAACGAGGAAAUUCGUUUAACGAUUGGUGAAAGCCGCGGAUGCGGGGAAAUGGAGAUCAAACCAAUCAUAAUGAACAUCUGUGCGAAUGUGUUUUCCCAGUACUUUGCCAGUCACCGUUUUGAGCUCGAUGAUCCAAAGUUCAAGAAGUUGGUGCAAAACUUCGACUUGAUCUUCUAUGAAGUGAACCAAGGAUACGCCGCCGAUUUCCUCCCAUUCCUGCUGCCCCUGCACCGCAGCAAUUUGAAGCGGAUGGAUCAGCUGACUGAGGAGAUCCGUGAGAUCAUGCUGGAUACGAUUAUCAAUGAUCGUUACGAUACUUGGGUGGAUGGAAAUCCGGAGAACGACUACGUGGACAGCUUGAUCACGUAUGUCAAGAAGAAGAUCGGUCCUGAUAUGGAAUGGGAAACUGCACUGUUCGCUUUGGAGGACAUCAUUGGUGGUCACUCCGCCGUUGGAAACUUCCUCGUCAAAGUCUUCGGUUACAUUAUUCAACAUCCAGAAGUUCAGCACAAAAUUCAAGCUGAAGUGGAUCACGUUCUGGAAUCGGAAGGUAAACAAAUCAUCGAUCUGUCGGAUCGCAAUAGGAUGUGCUACACUGAAGCCGUAAUUAUGGAGGCUCUCCGACUGAUCGCUUCACCUAUAGUGCCACACGUUGCCAACAGGGACAGCCAGAUAGCAGGUUACGAUGUGCCGAAGGAUACAUUAAUCUUCCUCAACAACUACGACCUCAGCAUGUCUGACGACCUUUGGGAAACACCGGAAACGUUCAUCCCCGAGCGUUUCCUACAGAACGAUCGUCUCGUCAAGCCGGACUUCUUCAUCCCGUUCGGAGCUGGCCGUCGGUCAUGCAUGGGCUACAAGAUGACACAGCUGAUCAGCUUUUCGAUUAUUGCAAAUCUGCUGAGAUCAUACAAAAUCGCACCGGUCGCCAACCAAUCCUACUUCGUACCGGUGGGUUCGCUGGCAAUGCCGGAGAAGUCAUAUAAAUUUCAAAUCAGCCCUCGACAUUGAUCUUCUCACUCCCUCAAUCAAUCAAUUUGAAUCGUCGAUUAGGAGCAAAAUACUCGUUUCCCGACCCGAUUUGUAAUUUAAUGCCAUUGACUUCCCAUCUACACACAUCCACACCCACAUAUGCAAAUGCGCCCGCCAAAAACAGAACUGAAAGCGCCGCAUAUGUAAACCUCUCCUGGGCACGUGAUCCAGCAUCCGAGGCGACCGUGGAACCCCUUGGCCCCGUUAGUUAGUAAGCAUUUCAACCUAUUUCCGCAUGCGCUAAAAGCUUGUUGUUAAGAUUGAAAUUGUAAAAGUAUUCACUAUAUUAUUAUCGAAGAUUUGCACGACUGUUGCUGUGAUUUAGUACAAUGAGUAGGAGGAGGAGGUUAGAGCGCAGAGACCCGUGUAGAAAUGCGAUACGAGAGAAAGUGAGAGUGACCAUUAUUAAUUAAGCAUAUUGCUGUGACUAUUAGCUUGUAGCCGUACUUUCCCCAACUGAUAAACUUACGCGUAGUUAGCUUGAUGUCUCCCAUGUGUCGUGCAUCGCUAUUUCACCCCAUAAAAACUGAUAGAUAAAGGAAGUGUAGAAGCGUUUGCCAAAGAUUUAGU
Toxorhynchites rutilus septentrionalis is the source of this 2281-nucleotide messenger RNA. RefSeq names its product cytochrome P450 307a1-like. The transcript is spliced from 3 exons. Bases 80 to 1690 code for a protein of 536 amino acids. The record is from RefSeq and is a predicted model, not a curated record. Gene Ontology annotation, molecular function: monooxygenase activity; oxidoreductase activity, acting on paired donors, with incorporation or reduction of molecular oxygen; iron ion binding. NCBI's taxonomy places the organism in Eukaryota, Metazoa, Arthropoda, Insecta, Diptera, Culicidae.